GCUUUAUAGUUCAAUGCUGAGAUCCCGUCAGUACACCAACUACCAAAGCUACAAAACAUCUCUUCGACUCCCAGGUUGCCCUGCGCGCAUCUAUACUCCCUUGCUUCGCGAUCUGUGUUUACUGAUCGUGUUCUCUUCCUGAACCUUGUCUCGGAACUAUCCUAAAGUCUACUUUUCGCCUCAUUGGACUUUCCAGCAUCCGGUGUUCAUUCUGCUACUUGCUCCUUUUUUUGGACGUGCUUCCUGGAUAGCCCAGCCACUUGAAGAUCAUCAUACUUAUACUUGGCUCGGCGUGUAGCUCUUCUUCCACACCCUGAUUCUCCUCCCUGGACUCGUAUCUGGAGUACAAUAAUGUCAUCCUCUCCUUGCAGCCCUGACUCGCCUGUCACCUCAUUCAAUGGCGGUGAACAUGUCUCAGGAACGCAAUCUCCUACUUCACCUGACUCCCAUUACGCCCCAACCGAGUCGCGACUUACGCCACAUUUUGACGCCACACCUCCCCAGGCAUCGUCACCCUCAGCUGUAGCACGUAAUGGGAGCAAGGUGAAGAAGUUUGCGUGUCAACAAUGCGACCGUAGCUUUUCCACCAGUGGUCACCUUGCACGCCACAUUCGGAUCCAUACCGGCGAGAGGAACCACAAGUGUCCGUUCCCUGGCUGCGAGACACGAUGUUCACGACAGGACAACCUACAGCAACAUUAUCGUAUACACCUCUCGCCAGGAUCGAGGCGUACUGCUGCUCGUGAUGCUGCAGGGCGUAGAAGACGACGUGGUUCUUCAGCCGCAAGCAACUCUUCAAUUGAGGCGGCUCUACACUCACCUACAUUUCCUGUCAACAUGUCAGGCAUUACAACAACGAACGAUGCAUCUUUGACAUACCCCGAACCUCCGAACACUCCGCCACCUCUCGAGCAUGGCCGGCCUCGCUUGCAACUCCCACCGCUUCCGACUCCUAUAAUCGAUCGUCAUCCCUUUUCUGACGAUGUAUACUAUGGUUCUCCCGGAAGUUAUCCCUCGAGUGCACCUUGUCGUAUGAGCUAUGGCUUCUCGGAAUCUGAGGGGACCCUGUCCCCAAUUCCGAGAACCUCUGGAGGGCAUAUGCAGACCCACGAUAUGCCAAUCGCUCAAAGAAUCUCAUCUGCCUAUCCUUCCCACCAUCAGCAGAUGUCGAUUACAUCUGGGAGUAGCCGCCUGUUCCAUUCCCACUCUCCAAGCUUCGAGGCGCCCGGCAUUCAAAGGAUCACCGAUAGGCCUCAUCCACACAAUACCUCUACUUUGAAUUUGUCACCUUCCCAUCCGUACUCUUCGCAGAUCCAUGGGUUCCAUCCUCAGGCUCUGCAUUCGCCUCCGUUAUCCAGCGACUCGGGAUUAUCCACGCCUGAGGUGUCUACGACGCCUCACUCGGCAACUUCUUCUCUUCUAUCGGACUAUGAAGGAAGUUGCAGAGCUCCCGAACAUUAUAUAGCUGGGACAUUCUCUCCUCGUGAUGGUACUUCUGGGCACGUCAUCGAGCCUCCUCUGGCCAGUCCUUUUCCUCUGAACCAAUCGUCUCAGUCGCCUUAUGUCGGCUCUCAGAACGGUUUUAUUCCCACGUCUCCCGUAAGUGCCUGGGCUGAGUUAUUAGUAAUUAGUUCCGACCUGACACUUGCACCAGAUGACAAAAAAUCACGACUCACCGAGCUCCGCGAGUCACAUCUUUGACAGUGCAUCUCACAGAUCGUUGACACAGGUCACUGGGGCGCCAGGAUAUCCUCGAAAACACCGUCAAGGUUAUGAUGACUAUUAUCAUAUGCCUUAUACAUCGGCGUCAUCGCCACAAUUCAACUUGAAUGGCUCUGCUCAUUGAACGUGCCUCCACCGCCAGAGGCCGGGACACUCAUUUUUAAUAGGUUCCACAACAAAAGGGGCAUCUUCUUUUCUGGCCCUCAUGUGCUUUGUCAUUCUGUUCUACCGCGCCCCUUAUUAUCAUGCCGUUCUCGUGUCCUUGAAUAACUCGCCUCGCAUUUUGAGUACUGUAUGCCUACUCUUGUAUCGUUCCUGGUUAUGUCCUUCCAAUUGCCACCGUGUAUAACAUUAGCACUCUCGGGUUUCGCACCGUAACUUAUGUAGUUGCCGAGGUUAUCAAAAAAGUUCCUCUUUGCUACCGC
Messenger RNA from Somion occarium, 2147 nucleotides. The record is from the annotation of a GenBank genome assembly. Lineage: Eukaryota; Fungi; Basidiomycota; Agaricomycetes; Polyporales; Cerrenaceae.